GGCUGCAGAGAGAGAGAUCAGUUAGCCUGAAGAACUGAGGAGGCAGGAAGGGAAAUGAUGACAGAGAGACAGAGGAUCUUUUAGACAGCGGUGUGAACGAGCAGGAGCAGAAAGGUCACCAAGAAGCCGAAUUGAGUGAAAACAACCAGCAGCGAUGACAUCAUCUGCAAACCGUGCUGUAACCCUAGCAGCUGUUGUCACGGUGCUAAACUGUGUGUUUCUCCAGGGGGUCCAGGCCGGAGUGGUGGGCGACUUCAACCACGCGGAGCGCUGCAAGGACUCUCUGUUUAUGGGCACCCCGCCAAGAGGCUACCUGAGCAACUCCUUUAAGAAGAUCUGCCAAAGGUACGAGGACAGACCCCGCUACGUCACGCUGUACGACCCCCACAAACACAUCCCCAUCUACUCUGCCUACAACUUCAAGAAGUCCGACGGCGACAAGCAGGUGGACUUCCCCUGGAUGUUUGAACCUCAGUUGGCCUCAGAGAAAAGCAGCAGCAACAUGGAGCCCUUCCCUCAAUCCACAAACAUGCACAUGAACUUCGAGGACUCCCAGGCUGUCCUGGAAGACUACGCCGAUGUGGUUCAGUAUGAACGAGGCCAGCUGAAUCCCGACGAGCACCAUGCGGACCCUCUAGACAAAGCCUCCACCUACAGCUUGACCAACGUAGUGCCUCAGAUCAGAGAGUUCAACAUAGGACCUUGGGCCGAACACCAGGACGUCAUCCGCAAACGCCUCAACAACUACUGCCGAGGAAAGGCCUUCUUGGUCACCGGGGUCACCACCUCGGGACACACGAUCCGUCGCAACAACAUGGACCGUGUGGCCGUUCCAGAGUACAUGUGGUCGGCCUACUGCUGCACGGAGUUCGACCAGAACGCGCCGUACUUUGUGCGCUACAAGUUCCCCGCCUUUGGAGCUUACGGGCUCAACGAUCGAAUCAACAACCAGAUGGUGGAGGUCCCUCUGAAGAACCUGGAGAAAUUCCUCAAAGGGAGGAUGGACGUGGACAAAAACUUCCAGAUUUUCUAUAACGACUGCAUCCCGGAUAACUAAGGCAAAAUGUGACUGAUAUUGAAAGUCAAUAUUAAGGUUUAAGGUUAUAGCCAAAAAUAUACCUGAAAAUAAAUAGUCAAAUCUCAAAU
Austrofundulus limnaeus is the source of this 1146-nucleotide messenger RNA. RefSeq names its product endonuclease domain-containing 1 protein-like. Gene Ontology annotation, molecular function: metal ion binding; hydrolase activity; nucleic acid binding. The coding region runs from base 155 to 1057 and encodes 300 amino acids. The record is from RefSeq and is a predicted model, not a curated record. Lineage: Eukaryota; Metazoa; Chordata; Actinopteri; Cyprinodontiformes; Rivulidae. The transcript has 2 exons.